GAGAUGAUGAAAAUAUGAAAUCACAACUAGUAGUAUUGCUAGCAUUCCUGCCACCCACAACAUGGAUAUUUCUCCAACUUUCAAAAGUCCCCAAGCUAAGUAUCUUGACAGCAAUGAUGUUCCAGCAAUUGAUUCCUUUGAAAGAAAGACAUUCAGCCAUCUGUGCACUUCAGACCUUUCAGAAACAACUGGAAAUAUCUGCAAUAGAGAUGUACUUGCAGAGAUGGAAGUGGAUGAUGAAGUUGUUAAUCUUGAUAAUAAUUACAUGGAUCCACAGCUCUGUGCAACAUUUGCAUGUGAUAUUUACAAGCAUCUGCGAGCAUCUGAGGUAAAAAAGAGGCCUUCCAUAGACUUCAUGGAGACAAUUCAGAAAGACAUAAAUACUAACAUGCGGGCAAUACUGAUUGAUUGGCUUGUAAAGGUGGCUGAAGAAUAUAGGCUUGUACCAGAUACUCUAUAUUUGACAGUGAACUACAUAGAUAGGUAUCUUUCUGGGAAUGUUAUAAAUAGGCAACGGCUACAGUUGCUUGGAGUUGCCUGCAUGAUGAUUGCUGCAAAAUAUGAGAAGAUUUGUGCGUCGCAAGUGGAGGAGUUUUGCUACGUAACUGAAAACACAUAUUCCAAGGAGGAGGUUCUGGAAAUGGAAUCUGCUGUUUUGAAUUACUUGAAGUUUGAAAUGACAGUUCCAACAGUUAAAUGUUUCUUACGACGAUUUGUUCGUGCUGCUGCUCAGGAGAUUAAUGAGGUUCCAUCAAUGCAGUUGGAGUGCUUGGCCAACUACAUUGCUGAACUAUCUCUCCUUGAGUACAGUAUGCUUUGCUAUGCUCCAUCGCUUAUUGCAGCUUCUGCGAUUUUCUUGGCCAAAUUUAUACUUCUUCCUUCAAGGAGACCAUGGAAUUCGACAUUACAUCAUUACACGCUUUACACGCCCUCUGAUUUGAUAGACUGUGUCAAAGAUCUUCACCGCCUUUGCUGUAACAAUCUUGAUUCUACUUUACCUGCGAUCAGAGGGAAAUACAGUCAGCAUAAGUACAAAUGUGUUGCGGAGAAACAUUGCCCUCCUUCGAUACCUCUGGAGUUCUUCCACAACCAAAUCCACUAGCGCCGGUGGUUUUUGUUGCUCCAAUGCUCUUGUUGGACGAACUUGAAGAGUCUUCUGUGUCAAUGGCUGCUUUUCUGGUCCCAAGCUGAUGAAAUUCACACUGUGCUACUUCUUUUGAAAGCAUAUUAUUACACACUGCCUGUGUACCACUUUCUUUGGUGAUGGGAAUUGGAAAAGUCCAUGUUUAUGGAAUCAUGAUCUUGAAUGAUAUCAAUCCACUUCAUUUCCAAAUGAACUCUGCAAUUCACA
Molecule: messenger RNA, 1351 nt
Organism: Rubroshorea leprosula
Lineage: Eukaryota; Viridiplantae; Streptophyta; Magnoliopsida; Malvales; Dipterocarpaceae
Source: the annotation of a GenBank genome assembly